Molecule: messenger RNA, 1653 nt
Organism: Filobasidium floriforme
Lineage: Eukaryota; Fungi; Basidiomycota; Tremellomycetes; Filobasidiales; Filobasidiaceae
Exons: 3
Coding region: 1-1653 (550 amino acids)
Source: RefSeq, a predicted model, not a curated record
AUGGCUUGCACCCCGACAGUGACGACCGAGCUAUCUACGCAGACUCUGACUCUCUACGGUCCAACUAGAACCGCUGUCACCCAACUAGUCACUUCGACUUACACCAGCCGGGGUCCUUCGACGACGUCGUCAUGCAUAUCAUUCGGGAGGCCCUGGGAGACCGCUGCUGGUGACGAUAACGAGGAUGACGGUGACGACGAUGACGGGGAAAGAGGGGCUGAUUGGAACCCUGAUGGGGAUCGUGGCUGGAGGUAUGGUCGAUGGAGACGCCGUCAGCAACGCUCUGUGCUUGCCUCCAUCAGGCCGCGACAAAACGGUCGCUUCUGCGCUGAAUGGGCUGCCGUAGCAAACACGGUCACAUCGCGAGAAGUUACAACAUUGACGAGCUUCAGGCAAGUCAUCCGCAGCGAGGUCUGGACAUUCACUCCAAGCUGUUCUGCGUCACCCACCACACAACCCACGCAGAAUUCUGCGCCAUCAUCCUCCUCAACGCGCGUCACAGCAAAUCCUGUCGCUGUUUCAGGCGCGGCGACUUCUUCUCCGCGAGAGGCGCAGCCCAUCGAGACGGCAUUCUUGCAAGGUGGACCCUCCGAGGUCUCUUCUUCCUCGACCAUGAUCAUCGUCGCAAGUGAUAUACAAUCAUCAGGAUCGCCUACCGAUGCCAGCCUUCUCUCCGCGAUCGAGACAGCUAGUAAUUUGGGCAGUAUGGGGCACUCUGAAAUUGGAACGAUACACACAACCUCGACUCGAGCCGGGAGCAUUGAAGCUCAGCUCAGCUCAGCAGGCGACAAGAUCUCCACAGAAGUAAUCCUCACAGCGUCUCAUGCUCCAACUCUGACCGGGACCUCCCCUGUCUCUUCCUCUACGGUAGAGGAAGGGAAAAGCGGGAACGACGUCGGCGGUAUCGUUGCUGGAACGAUUGGUGGCAUAGCAGCUGUUCUCCUGCUAGUGGCAGCCUGGCUCUGGUGGAGAAGGAAACAGAGAGACAAGCAAACCACAUUGAUAUUCGCUCCUGACAUGCGCAGUCCUGCUCCUGCCGUGAACGACGAUUACCCUCACUCGAUUACGAGCGUUUCUGAGAGACCUCUCUUGGUGUCGAGAUUCAGCCAUGGCAGUUCUCUCCGGUCGCUAGGCGGAUCGACGCAUCUCUUCGGCAGAAGGUGGACUGGUUCCUGGUUUCGACCGAUCUCUGUGUUCGGUCCUGCCUCACCUCAAACGCCGCAAGUCCCUCCGGUCCCACCUCGAUUCCGGAACAUCCCUAUCGACACGGGCUCUGAUGAGGGUCACGUCUACCAUUACGGGCGGGCUGUAACGCCUGUCCGUCAAAACCAGAAUCAACUCCUCGGAGCACCCUUGGGAGGCGAACAACCCCGGAUGUUACAGCGGGCCGGAGCAAGGGUGACGCUCACGCCCGCCGAUGAUGAGCAGAUCAGUACUCGUACACUCAGUCUGUCAGGCCUGUCAGCAACUUCUUUGGCAUACCACGCGCGAGAGGGCGACGACCUGAGUCGUUACCCAACCAACGAGUCCAACCGUCCUGGUGACGAAAGCAGACGAGAAGGAUCUUGGGACGAGAGACCCAUCUGGAGGGAAGUCUUGCGAGACAGUGGUAUCAACCCGGUCACGUCUCGCAAUCAUCCCAGCACGUUCUAG